Messenger RNA from Cervus elaphus (red deer), 10899 nucleotides. RefSeq lists its product as uncharacterized. The transcript has 3 exons. The record is from RefSeq and is a predicted model, not a curated record. NCBI's taxonomy places the organism in Eukaryota, Metazoa, Chordata, Mammalia, Artiodactyla, Cervidae. The coding region runs from base 1 to 1257 and encodes 418 amino acids.
AUGGACCAGCCACCAGCUCCGCACACCAUCCUCAGGGUGACUGUUGGCCGAUGGGGGUGGCAUCCAGCCGAGCCCCCGCUGGGAGAACAGGCACCAAGCCUGCGGAAGCCCCGGGUGCUUGGGACACAGCUGGGUGGGGGUGCGGGGUGCCCGAGGAGCUGUGGUGCCCUCACAGGCGCAGCGGUCCCCAGCCCGCCUUGGCUUCCUUUCCCACCAACGGCUGCUCAAACCACCCCAGGGCCCAGCCAGCCCUGCCCCACGGGGCCUGCGAAGCCGGGCAUCGUGGCCAGCGGGACCUUCCUGUGGGAAGCUGGGCGCUGCCACCGGUCAGGGGAAGACGGGGAGGGUAGGCGGUCUCAACCAGUCUCCCUCCUUCCGGGGCCCGGCCCCUCGAUCCCCACCUUCUCAUCCAGACGGGGGUGGCUGCAGCAGACCUGCUUCACACGGGUUUUUGGAAGCCUGACUCUCCUGUCUGCCCUGUGUGGCUGUUCUGGGGGUCCUGCCAGCCCACCUUUACCAGUGUGGACCCCCGUGGUCAGCCUUGCCCUGCCCAACCUGGGCUCAGCCCCCUCCACAGCACAAGUCCUCCCUGGUGGAUGCUUUCUAGAACACGCUCCCGGGUCAGAACACCAGGGACUGGUAGCUUCCACUCCAGUCCUGAGCUCCCCAGAGCCGCCCCACAGUACCAGCCAGGGUGCCCCGUGUUUCCUGGGAAAGGAGAAAGUUCAGGUGGGUCCUUGGACCCAACUCCAUCUCCCCCAGAGUGGGCUUUGGGGACAGUCACAUGAGCACAGUUGGGUGGGGGGUUCGGGGUGUGGACCCCAUGGGCUCAUCUCCCACCUGCGGGCUCCCAGCUGCUCCUGGCGGCCCUCCCCGCCCCACAUCAGCGUGGACCCAGGCUCCCUGCACGCGACUGUCCUUCCCAGAAGCCUGCCCUGCCCUGCCCUUCCUCAGCCUGACCUGGCAGAACCCAUCUCUCAGCCAGCACUAAGGCAGUCCUGCUCGGGGCACAGGGGACCCGGGGGGCAGCCUGGACGCACAGGACCUACCUCCACUGGGGCGCGUUCCGGGGCUGCGGAGAGGAUGGGCCUGGGAGCCGCUCCAGUGGUGUCCACGGGGCUGGCAGGAAGCGGAUCCGCGUGGGCCCGCCAGGCCCCGCAACUCGUCUGCGUCCUGUGCUCAGAGAGGGUGGCAUCCGGCUCCUGGCAGGCGGCCAGGAGCAGGGCUGGAACAGACCACGGUGCCUCACAGGGCUGACAGGAGCUGAGGCAUCGCCUGCCUGAAACAGAGAAGACCCCCCGAGGUGGAGCCGAACCCAUAAAGAAACAGUGCUGGGAGGAGACCCCAACAGUGUGUCCGGACCAAGCAGGGAGCAGGCGGAUGGAGUGCGGAGCCCCCUGGGCACACAGCCCCCUCGGUUCUCAGAGGGCGUGCGAGGCCUCAUCCACACAGCAGUGACCUGGGGUCUCCGGACCCAAGCCAGGUCACCAGACGGCUCUGCGUGGGCAGGUCCCCGGGGAGGAGCCCCGGACAGAGGUGACGCCGUCCACUCCCUGUUGGGGGGGUCUGAGCCAAGCAAGGCGGGCGCAGCCGCAUGGAGGCCCCUGGAGACCAGGCGGAGCCCACAGCCUCCCCUGACUGCCUCCCUCCACCUGCCUCCCUCGGGUGUGAGGUCCAGACUCCCCAAGUCCGCACGCUGCCAGUGGGCCCUGCCGGAUUCACCGCUCAGCCAAGCUGCCCCCUCUCACGCCACCAGCAGGACGCUCAGUUCUGCCGCCGACACCUGCUGGGGCCGGGCCAACAGCGACCGAUGGGCGCCGCCUUGCUCUCCACGGUCAGGCCUGGGUGGGGUGGGGGCAGGUAGUGGCCCGCUCCCUCCCCGCUGGUGGCCACACUCCCUCACUCCCCACCAGCAGCUCAGACCUGAGAACAAAUCUGUGUCCUCUGGUUUUAGGCACGAAACCAGAAGCAAACGGUUAGGCAUGCCGAGCCCUCCCGUGAGGCUGGCAGCCUGGAGCCCCUGCCGCCCUCGGUAUGCCCGCCAAGCUCCGGUUUCUCCUCCCGCCUGUUUUAUAGACGAAGCUGAGCCACAGGGACCUUGGUGACCUCCCCGACCUCAGCGGCGUGGCCAGGACGGCGCACAGCCCAGCUCUCUCCUCGAUCCUGACCCUGAGCUCCAGCCCCGCUUCCAGCAGGAAACGACCAACAAGAACGGGAACCCUGGGCCCCAGACGCCUCCUCACCCAGGUUUACUCCCGGCCCCGCAAGGACAGCAACGGUGAGCUGUGAGCUGCUCAGCCAGGCCCAAGCACGGGCCCCGUCCCCGUGCCCCACCCUAGGGUGGCCUGAAGAGAAGGGGCCUGACAGAAGCUGGGGCCGCCAGGGACUGGAGGGAAGCCGUGGCCCCUCCGUGGGGGCGGCUGGGUCCUCGGGCCUCUCCGUCAGCCUCGGGGCGCCAGCCUUCCCCCCGGCCUAACCAGAGGCCUGUGUGUGGUCUCUGCUGGCUGCAGAGGUAGGUGCUGGGGGAGGGUGUGGCACGCUGCUCAUCCCAGCUUUCUGAGAGUCAAGUCAGGAGGAGCCCCAGCCAAGGCCGGCACCUGGGGGGGGCAGUGUGACCGGCGGCAGCAGCUGGGCCGCAGCGUGUAGCUGCAGACCCCCCAAGAGAACCUGCACCCUGAUCAGUGCGACGCUUGGCGCCACCACCCAGGCCUGAGCAACGGGGUUUUGGCAGUUUGGUCUGGAACUCUCUGACCAAAGAGACUUUCCAGUCCGCUUUCCAUCACUGAUGACCCACGCCCCCCACAACCCCUCAGGAAGCCCCUGGCUAACUGGGCGGGUGAGAGGCGGAGCCGCAUUCUGCGGGAGGGAGGGGGCACUGGGCUCCCUGCUCAGGGGUCUGUGAGUCUCAGCCGUCAACUGACCGAGAAGAGGGACGGUGGUGGCUUUCCUUGAGCUGCGGCGCAGAUCACGAGGACCACGUACGUGUGGCCUCCUCUCCAGACCUUCCUGGGUGCUGGCGGACUCCCCCAGGGACAGGAGAACACAGCUCCUGCCACUACCUAUCACCUCCUGUGGGAGGACGCGGGGAAGGCACAGCCAGCUAAGUCCGGUCUGCUGACGCUCCGGGGGGGCACGGCACCCCCGCCCCCAGCACAGGCACAGGCCGGCAUGGCCGGCCCCAGGUGUGAAGACUGUCAUUUGCUCAGUACCAGGAAAAUCAUGGUGCAGACACAGAUCCACGCUGCCCUUUACAUAGCUGUCUGGCCAUAAACAUAGAAAACAAGGGCUUCCACCCUAAGGGAGGCUGAAGAGCCAAUGACAGCGGCCGCUGCCCCUCCAGCCCCAGAACACGAGCCCAAAACAAGGUGCCGCUUAACACACCACAAGCUUCCCGGGGCCCAGACCCCGCUCCUCAGCCCAGCCUGUUCCCAGGUGGCGGGUCCCAGGGGAGCCUCAGCCGCUGGAACCCCCAGGACACGCUGCGAGACCAGGUCUCACCCUGCGUCUAGAUCCUUCUCUUCACGAGGGUAACGUGCUGCCCUCAGGACCAGAUGUGUCACCGAAUUUGGAACAGUUCAGGAGUUAGAAAGGUGAUGAGAUGCACAGAAAUCUGCCAUGUAAGAGCUAUAGUGUGGUUCACAGUGGAGCCCAGAGCCCACAGGUUUAAUAGGGCUUUGCCCAGCCUUCUAGAAGGUCAGAGGUCAACCACCGUCUCAUCUCUCCCCAAGCAGGAGGUGCCCUGGGGCGAGCUCCGGGGUGAGAUCAGCGCUGUGCCCACAGGCAGACCCCAUGCCUUCCAGAACAUGUCCCCACGGCCGGCCUGCCCCUCCCUUUCUGGGGGCGCGCCGAGUAACGCCCACACACUGCCUCCCCGGCCAGCUCUGCCCCGCCGCCUCGGGCAGCCCCGCUGCUCGCCCCGCUCACCCCAGCACCUGGCCGCGGCCUCAGCGCUCGCCUGCUGCUCUCCCGCUCUGCGGCUCCACUCCUGGCGUCCUCAGGCUUCCUCUCAGCCCCACAUGGGGGGCAGCCCCCAGGCUUCUGCCUCUAGCCUUGGCUGCUCUCUCUGGGCCUGUGCUCUCGCCAAAGCCUCCCAUCCUCACGGCUGAGACCACCUCCUUCACACCUGCAGAAUACAGACCUAACCCCUCAGCCUGGUGCAUAACCUGCAGGGCCCAGGGCAAAAUGAAUGCACAGCCCCUCUUAAAAAGUUUCAAGAAUCUCAGAACAACAAACUAAGAGGAGAGCAUUAAACCGAGACAGGGCCCUUCUGAGCAGGGUUCCCGGAGUGACAGUGGGACGCUGACUCUGCCUUCUUCCCACCCUAAUGCUGCUGUUCCACCCAGCAACGCUCUUUCUAGCCAUGCCCCCAGGUCCUCUGAUUCUUCCAGGCUCCCAAUCCACAAAUUCUGGAGUCUCUGUGAAGGGAUAACGCAGUCAAGAAGAACAGUGGGUUGUUCUCUCCCCCGUGGCUCGCACAGGAACUCUGGGCUCGAAUCCUGCCCAGCUCCGCUUCUGCACUCCCCACCCUCCUCCCCUCUGCCUCCCGUACCCCCUCCCUGACUCCCCCGUUCCUGGAACUCCCAGGAGCACCUCCCAGCAGCGCCCUGGGACCCGUCACCAUCUCAGAUGGGCGUCUGCUGCUAACUGGAAGCCCUGUUUCUUCCCCAAGGGCAUCAUGAACUCACAAGGACCAAGAUUCCAGUUUGUUCCUCUUCUUACUUGCCAACCUUUGGCACUCUGCUGGGAGAGAGAUGUCCGGAGUACAAGUGACUCCCCAGCAGUCACAAUGCACCUGGCUUCUAUUAGCUCCAGAAAGACCAGAUCCCACAUCCCCUUCUCAACUAUCCCUUGCCAGGCCCACAACUCUGAGGGACCCAAUCCCUGCUGGACUGCAGGGCAGAGGGGGCCUGAAGUCUGGCGUAUCCCUGGCACAAAGAGCAAGCCUUGUGCACCAGAAACUGUGGCCUAAGAUUGAGUGCUGAUCAAUACACAUUUUCAGGUAGAAAAUUACCUGAAGCUGGAGAAAGAAGCCCCAGGAAGGCAGGAGACUGACUGACACUGAGAACUUACGCGAAGCUGGGAAGAACUCCUGCUGCCCCAGACAGAGUGGAAAGACUUUGGUGGACUGCUUACAAGGGCAGUGCCUCCGUCAUGGGCAAGUCAGUCCUAAAAGACCUCUCUGGAUCUGUCCUAACACUUUAAAAGCAAGACCCAAACUAGAACAACUGCAAAUAACCCCAUGCCAAAAUGAAAUCCAGCACUUUUUACAUGAGUACAAAAUCCAGCAUUCAACAAAGUGAAAUUCAUAGUGACUAGCACUGCAAUAAAAAAGCUAGAAUUCUAUACCCAAUGAAAAUAUCCUUCACAAAUGAAGUACAAAUGUGUUUUCAGACAAGCAAAAGCUAUCAGAAUAUAUUGUCAGCAGACCUGUAAUAUUACAAAUUUAAAGUUCUACAGGCAGAAGGAAAAUACCAAAAUGCAGAUUUUUACAAGAAAAUGAAGAGUGAUGGAAUCAACAAAGAUUUUGGUAAUAAAAGACUUUCCCCCCAUUUCAUCUCUUAAAAAGAAAACUGCCUAAAACAAACUCAUGUGUGCAAGUAUAAAAAUAAAAUGACAACAAAAGAAGAGGAAAAAAAUUGAAGUGUAGAGUUGUAACAUUAUAUUCUAUAAGGAGCAUUAAGGUAGAUUACGUUUGUAUAAAAUCAGUCUACCAUACACACCCACACUGCCCCCUCAACAGCAACCACUAAAAAACGGAGAGAGGCAUAGCCAAUUAGCCAAUAAAAAGUGCUAGUUAAACCAAAAGAAGAUGGUAAAUAAGAGAAAAACAAAGAUGAGUCAAGUAGAAAACAAUUAGAAGAUAGAUUUACACUCAACUAUGUUGACAAUUACACUAAAACUAACUGGUCUGAAUAAAUCAGUGGUCCCCAACCUUUUUGGUACCAAGGACCAGUUUCGUGGAAGACAAUUUUCCCAAAGAUUGGUGAGGGGGCUAAGGGGGGAUGGUUUCAUGAUGAUUCUCAUAAGGAGCACGCAACCUAGAUCCUCUGAGUGUGCAGUUCACAGUAGAGUUCACACUUCUACGAGAAUCUAAGUCUACGAGAAUCUAAGGCCACCACUGAUCUGACAAGAGGAGGAGCUCAGGAGGUAAUGUGAGCGAUGGGGAGCGGCUAUAAAUACAGCAAAUACACUUGCUUGCUCACCACUCACCUGCUGGUGUGGCCCUUUUCCUAAAGGACCACAGACUGGUACCCAUCUGUGGCCCAGGGGUUGGGGACCUCUACUUUAAAUAUAAGGCAAAGACUUGCAGACUGGACAGAAAAGCAAGACCCAGCUACAUGCUUUCUAUAAAAGGACUGCCAAAAAAACCCCUAAACUCUCAUUUUAAAUAUAAAGAUACAUAUAGAGCUAAAAAUAAUAUAGAGCUAAAAAUAAAAUAUACUCCCAUAAGUAUAAAAGAAAAAAGAGAACGGCUUUCUCAUUAUCAUACAAAGCAGACUCCAGGAUAAAGAAUUAUUUACUAGGGAUAAAGAGGAACACUUCCUAAUGAUGAAAGGGAUCAAUUCAAGAAGACUUAACAAUCUUUACUCUAACAACAGAGUUUCAAAAUUUGUAACAUGAAACUGAUAGAAUUAAAAGGAGAAAUGGGCAAAUCCACAAGUGCAGUUGGAUGUCAACACUCCUAUCUCAGUAAUUUAUAUGGGGCAGAAAAUCGGUAAGGAUACAGAAGACGUGAAUACCAUUACCAACCAACUUAAUUACUGACACGUACAGAACAUACGGAACACUGCAUCAACAGCAGCACUUCUCAAGUAAUCACAUAAGCAUUCACCAAGACAGGCCAUUGGUAAGGGCCAUAAAACGAAUUUCAGUAAAUAAAAAAAACCUUAAGUUGCACAAAGGACAACUUCUGACUAAAACAAUUAAACUAGAAAUUAGUAACAGGAACUUAUGUGGAAAAUCCUCAAAUGUUUGGAAAUUAAACCCCUUUUAAAACAUGACAUGACUUAGCGCUUAGAAGGAUCACUCACAAUGCUGCAUGAAGAAAAGAGACAAGGGCAAAAUUGGUGAAACUCUUUAAGAGGCAAGUAAUGAUGGUGUCAUGGACCAGAAUGUUAAAAGUGGAGGCAGUGAGGUGUCAAUAUUUGAAUGAUGAAUAAGAUGUGCUGAUGGAUUAGAUGCUGGGAUCAAAGAGUGAGUGUUGACACCAAGAUAUUUGACUUGUGCAGAACAAAUGAAGAUUCAAAGUUGUCUUAUGAGAUGGGCAGCAUUAGGAGGGUAAAGGUUUGAGGGGGAUUAGGAAGGCGUUCGGGACUUGUACAAAUUGACUUGCUUAUCAGACGCAUCCAAGGAGAGAAAUCAAAUGGGUAGUUGGGAUCUGGCGUUCCUGUGAGAUAUGGGGGCUAAAUAUAUUUUGGGCUUUCUGUCAGCACAAAGACUGAAUGGGAUCAUCAGGAGACUGUGUGUAGAUACAGAAAAGAUCCAGAAUUGAAUCCUGUGGUAUUCCAGGUUUAGCAGUUGGGAGACUGUGGAGCUAACGGAUUGAAGAGCAGCAAGGGAGAAGUCGGGUCCUGAGCAAUGCAAAGUUUGCAAGGACGAUUCCUUAUUAAAGGCUAACGUGGGACUGGAACUCACCACUGGAUCAGGGUUUGUCUGGCCGAGGCUGGGCAGAAGUUGAAGAUAAAGGGAGAAUGUACUAAAGGGUACGAGGUUUCUGUUUGGGUUUAUGGUUGUCCAACUCUGAAUUUACUAAAAUAUACUGAACUGUAAAAUGUAAAUAGGUGGAUUAUGUGGUGUGAGGAUUACAUCUCAAAGCUGUUUCUAAAAAUUGACUGUUGGGUUUAGCAGAGGGAAGAGAUCACUGCUGACCUUGAGCAAAGCAGUUUUGGUGGGGUGACUGCAGCACUGCCUCGUUGGAAGGGUUCAGAGAGAAGAAGAGGAAGGAGAAAAAGGCGACAACGGCUAGAGAGAGGACAGAAACACUUCUAAGAAAGGGGAAUAAAGUCAUGUUUGUGUUGUUUGCUGUUAGGAACGAUCCAAUGGAAAAGCAAAGAUUGAUGGUGCAAGGCGAAGAAAAGAAUGACAAGGUCCUCGGGUCUGUCUCCCUGACACCUGUGAAGUCUUCAAGGGCAAGAGCAGGGGCUGACUUGGAAUCACACCACCAGAAAAAAAGAGCAGGGCAAGUGGAUAGAACAGGGCACGUGAAUACACAGCAAGGUAGGAAGACAGAAAUGGGAGCUUGGGGCAGUUAUAAGUGCUUUGGUUUAUUUAUCGGGAGGAUGGUGACUGGUUGAGUGAAGAAAGCAGAUAAUUGGGGAAAUACAGUUUAAUUAACGGACAGUCCUGACACCCACCUGAGACUUGUGGUCCCGAGUUUAAAGUGAGAACAGUCGCGAUUGCAUUUUUUCAGUCACAUCUGGCGAAGCAGGCGCGCACAUAGCAUGUAGAACGUCGGUCUAACCCAGGCCAGGACUACACACAGCUGUGUUCAUGAGAAGAAACAGAACAUGGGACACAGUUUAUAUUGCUGAACACCAAUAUGCCACUUUAUUAUUUGGACUUUUUUUUUCCCAUUUGUCACAUACCUGUCAAUGUUUAUACAAUGAGGAAAAUCAACCAGCAGUGGAAGCAACCAGCCAAAAUCAGCUGAUCAUUCUGUACCCUCUUAACACACAUCGAUCCUAACUUGGAAGGGACAUCUUUAAUUUGAUUCAGUCUCACGGCUAUUCUUAAAAUCGGUGUCAAGAUUGUCACAACUUUAAAUACAGAUAGAACUGCCAGAAGUACAUAAUUUUAUAUAUAUAUAUAAUGUAUAUAUAUAUAUACACACACAUACAGAAAAAUACAAGACUAAUUGUUUUUCCACAAUAUUUAAUUUACACACUACUGUAACUCUAACUUCUGAAGACAGGUUAAGGGGCACAAGAAACUGUUUAGAGCAAGUAAGUCGUUUGGUCCAAUAUUAUCUUAACGUAAUGGUUAUUUGCUCCCUCCCUUUUAUGUGACGACAUACUGUGACAUACAACACAUGCACAAUCAUUCACUGAUGAACAAAGGAGUAAGACGCCACUCAGACUAACAUCUGUCUACCCAGAGGGUCAACCAACCACACACGACUAAUAAGGCUAUGAUACAGCUAUGCAGCGUAAAUGGUCAACACUGCUGAUCCUAGAAGUGAGCACCAUAUAUACAUCUGAAUAUAAAAAACGAUUGAAAACCAAACACACAUGGGUUAGUUAAAAGGUGCCAUUCUAAGGCUAUACAUAAUCACAGGAAAAAGUAUUUACAUUACUUGGAAAACAGCUGCAACAAAGAGUUUAUUGCCAAUGCCCUUUAUAAACUUCUUUCCUACGUUUAAUACAGAUGUUACGCUCACUAUCUAUGUGAACCACACAUCUUAUUUCUGGCCCUUUGUAAGAUCCCUGCUCAAGAAAUUUCAAGCAAAUAUGUUCUAUGGCUUCACCCACACGUCUAUUCUCAUAGCUUUCAAUUAUAAAUAUCACAAUGAACUAGAGCUGUAGCUUAAACGUUAUCUAGUCUAGGUCUAGAAAGUAAAAUAGGUAUUUUGAGUAUCAUCUUUACUUAGGUUAAUAAGCAUACUGUGAAAUUCAGAGUUCUGAGUAAAAUACAUGAAUCCUAAAGUAGCAGAGUCGGUGUACACUUGGAGAAACCGUGACCAAUGGAAUGCGGUCCUUCACGGCUCUGUCCACUCUACAGACCAGACGACCGUCAUUCAGACAGGACGGGACGCUGGGGAGCAUGAGAAAGCCAGAGGGACCGGCCACAUCCUAUAACCAAUGUCACUAAGCGUUGCUUUUAAGACCCUCUGGGCACAGCAAGAAAAAGUAGCAUCUGGCCCCUUCCCAAAAUGAUAACUGUGUCCUACAAGAUAAAAGCCACGAAAGAUGAUUAUCUGGUCAAGAGUAGUCUUGUACAGGAGUAGUUUUAAAGCAAGAGUUCUUUGAUUAUUGUUUUGGCAGGAAGGUAAGGUAAAAAACACUUCCAGCAAAAAACAAAAACAAAAAACAAAGCAGGCUUUGUGCAUUUUUGUUGGCCGUUUGUGUAUUUAACCUUUUAUGUAUACUUUUUAAUCAGCCAAUUUUCAUAGGUACUUGAGCUAAAGGACAUAAAAGAAUGGAAGUUAACAACAGACAACCUAAUUAUCAAGGUCCUAAAAAUCAAAUGCCAAUUUUUUUUUUUAAUGGGGUUUUGACUUUGCCAACACCUUUGCUUCCAUGUUAUUUAGGCCCUAGCAUUUCUUCUACCUACAUGGUUGUCCAGGAAGCCUGGGGUAUGCCCUCCUCAAGGGAAUUUACACCAAGCAUCCCUUUGUUCUGUUAGACAGACACACACUCUAGAAGUCGAGUUAAGACAUCUUCAGUUCACUUUAUCACCUUACAAAAUGAGAUUGUCUGCUUGUGACCACUACAGAGGAAGCUGCCUUAUAAAUCUAUGUACUUUAUCUCACCUAUUACAAAACAAGAACAUCUUUUUCAGUUAAAUUUUAACAGCCCAAACUGUUUCCACACUAUAGCUUAAGACAAACAGGUGCGGGUUAUGCUGAAAUCAUGGUUUUACGGUUGUCAGUGCAGACGCUCGCUGCACUCUGCUCUGCACAGGGCCUGCAGGCUGGGCUCCCCACGCUCGCGGGCCCCAGGCCUAUCGGCGUCACAAGGUUAUUGCUUUGGUUCUGUCUCAGACACCAGAGUGUGCCUCAGAGCACGGAGAUUCCAUGUCACUGAAGGUUGGGGCGGGAAUUUAGAUUUUUCACAAGGAAAAGCAUUUUCUCUAAGUUAAGUGCAGAACAUCAAAUUUCUAAGUGCUCCAUGGUUAUUAGGUUCCAAAUAUACAUUUUAAUUUAAUCCUGAUCAUCCACAUUAAAAUUAUAAAUGUAAAAAU